Danio aesculapii is the source of this 1872-nucleotide messenger RNA. RefSeq names its product cadherin-22 (gene cdh22). The transcript has 7 exons. Gene Ontology annotation, molecular function: calcium ion binding; cadherin binding. The record is from RefSeq and is a predicted model, not a curated record. Lineage: Eukaryota; Metazoa; Chordata; Actinopteri; Cypriniformes; Danionidae. Gene Ontology annotation, biological process: cell morphogenesis; adherens junction organization; calcium-dependent cell-cell adhesion. Gene Ontology annotation, cellular component: catenin complex; adherens junction; membrane. Bases 916 to 1872 code for a protein of 318 amino acids.
CACGCGCGGCGGAGGAGCUGAGCGGAGCGCAGCAUAGCAUCGCAUGGCAUCGCGUCAGUCCACAGCUCACACCGCGCCGCAUUGAGGAUCCUACCCUUUUAGAGGAGCAGCACGAAUUACGCGGAACACAGUGCGUAAAACCCACAGCCGAGGCUUCAUUGUGACUGCGCUUCAGAGCAUUCAGGUUCGAGUUUGGUGAAGGACGCUUCCAUAAAGGGAUAAAAGCAAUAUAAAAUCAAGGCAAUCCAUUACUGAGGUCAACAGGAACUCGGACGAUCUCAACCGUGCAGGUCAAGAAGCCACUAUGAUGCAGGAGAGAUUGGGAUUAUGAUGGCUUCAACUUUUGAUUAACAUCGUCGAUUUUGAGGAUUCCCUAUUGCGCAUUUGGAUUUGGGGUGGACACGCGUGGAAGUUAAGGAAGCUGUUGGAUUACGUGAUCAUUUCUAACUGAGUUCCAGACCUGCAAUGGGAUUUUUAAGAGUGUGCCAGAACAUAUUUUUAUUUUUCACCUGUCAGUGUUGAAGUUUGCAGUAUUUCCUAGUAGCUGUUCAACUUAAAGCUUGACUCCAGCAGAAAUAGGACUUCAAUGGCUUUGUGAUUGGUACUCCAUCAUCGAGAAACCCAACACUGAUUUCAGAACGGAGGAGAGUUAUAGCUGUGUAUCACCGAAACGGCCUCAUCUUUCCAAGAAAGAUUCUUCUUAAAUGCCCUCUUGAGGACCCAGUGGCCUCUUCCAUUCUAAAAAAAAUGACCAAAAAGCUAUUGGAUUUAUAGUUUCAUUGAGCAGCAGUGAACUCUCGUUUACCUUCCUCAACCCCAGAGUCAAGGAGCUUUUCUGAAGCAAUCAGGAGGAAAACUUCACCCUGAACGAGUUUCUAACUUCUGCUCCAUGUAGAGACCAGAGAGUUUUUAAACAUGGCUCCCCGCUGGAGAGGAGGAGCUCAGGUUUUGGCGGUGACUCUGGGAAUUUUGCAUUGCUGCGGAUGGCUGUCGGGUCAGACCGUAAGGACUAGUGUUGGGAAGACAAGAGAAGCUUCUGAGCAAUGGUCGAUGUUGCAUGAACGGGUUAAAAGGGGAUGGGUUUGGAAUCAGUUCUUCGUUGUGGAGGAAUACACCGGGACGGAGCCACUUUAUGUUGGAAAGAUUCACUCGGACUCAGAUGAAGGCGAUGGCUCCAUCAAAUACACCAUCUCUGGAGAAGGAGCGGGUAGCAUCUUCAUCAUAGACGAGGUGACGGGCGACAUCCACGCCACCGAGAGGCUGGACCGUGAGGAGAAAACCUUCUACACGCUACGAGCUCAAGCGCGAGACCGGCAGACGGACGAGCCUCUCGAACCCGAGUCUGAGUUCGUCAUUAAAGUGCAGGACAUCAAUGACAGCGAGCCUAAGUUUCUGGAGGGACCAUACAUCGGCAGCGUGGCAGAGCUCUCACCUGUCGGUACGUCGGUGAUGAAGGUUAUGGCGUCAGAUGCAGAUGAUCCCACUUAUGGAAGCAGCGCUCGGAUAGUUUACAGUGUUCUGGAAGGGGAACGAUUCUUCACCGUCGACAGACAAACCGGAGUGAUCCGAACGGCCGUGCCAGACCUGGACCGGGAGACUCAGGACCGCUAUGAGCUGGUGGUGAAGGCUACAGAUAUGGCGGGUCAGAUGGGAGGUCUGUCCGGUUCCACCACUGUGACCAUAGUGAUCACGGAUGUUAAUGACAGUCCUCCACGCUUCCCUCAGAUAGAUCAGCUGCUGCUUAGAGUGCCUAAUGCUAAGCAUAAGCUCAGAGGAGACCCAGCCUUUGUUGUGGCUGCUCCCAGACUAUGGAAUGCUCUGCCUCUUUACAUUAGGCAGACCCCGUCUUUGUUUUUGGCCUUUGACACCUGA